Messenger RNA from Penicillium robsamsonii, 216 nucleotides. RefSeq lists its product as uncharacterized. NCBI's taxonomy places the organism in Eukaryota, Fungi, Ascomycota, Eurotiomycetes, Eurotiales, Aspergillaceae. Bases 1 to 216 code for a protein of 71 amino acids. The transcript is spliced from 2 exons. The record is from RefSeq and is a predicted model, not a curated record.
AUGGAUUCUUCAAAUCAAUCUUCCCCCCAGCAAACCACUACCAAUACGGACACUUCGAAUGCUGCCGUUGCAAGCUCCUCCACUCCAAAAACCUCUGACAAUACGUACACAGAGCCAAAAGUGAGUGACGACGAACAAUUCCAACGAAACACUGAUCACAUGGGCGGUUGGAUCAAAUCAUCCGACCUCAACCACUCAGAGACCCUCGCUGUCUAG